Protopolystoma xenopodis is the source of this 360-nucleotide messenger RNA. NCBI's taxonomy places the organism in Eukaryota, Metazoa, Platyhelminthes, Monogenea, Polystomatidea, Polystomatidae. The record is from the annotation of a GenBank genome assembly.
AAAACACUCGUGAGUGUGGUGAAGGCUAGGGACUUUCCAGUAGAGUCGGAUGCUAACAAGCUUGUUAACUCAUGUUGCAUAAGUUACAGAAUUGACGAGAAGCCUAUCGCUUUGGGGGCUGAUGAGGACUAUCCCGCGUGGUUGUGGAACUUGCACGUAGACAGAAAGCCAAGGCCUAUUGCCGAAAUUGACAUAAAUUCUUAUGCAUAUUGGCGAAGAAUCAGGAAAGAAACAUUGAAGUAUUGGAACAGCCUAGCAAAGAUAGAUGGGUGGCAUAGGAAGGAUCACAAAGAAACCUGCAACCAUGCUGAAAAAUUUUAUAAAGAGUGGUCUCAAAUUCUUAGACGCGAUAGCUGUUGA